Messenger RNA from Photinus pyralis (common eastern firefly), 2315 nucleotides. Its product is annotated as potassium voltage-gated channel protein Shaw-like. Gene Ontology annotation, cellular component: voltage-gated potassium channel complex; axon; neuronal cell body membrane. The transcript is spliced from 7 exons. Bases 67 to 1653 code for a protein of 528 amino acids. The record is from RefSeq and is a predicted model, not a curated record. Gene Ontology annotation, molecular function: delayed rectifier potassium channel activity. Gene Ontology annotation, biological process: potassium ion transmembrane transport. NCBI's taxonomy places the organism in Eukaryota, Metazoa, Arthropoda, Insecta, Coleoptera, Lampyridae.
ACUUUGGCCAUCUUAGAUAAACUGGACCUGGACUCAGAACGUCCAAGCGAUGAGGAAGUAGCGCGAAUGUUCGGCUACGAGGAGGCGUAUCACAGUGGAACCUUGACAACGUGGCAAAGAAUCAAACCGAAAGUUUGGGCCCUGUUCGACGAGCCGUACUCGUCCACAGCUGCAAAGGUUGUGGCCGGUAUAUCUGUGUUCUUCAUUUGCGUAUCGGUCCUCUCCUUUUGCCUGAAGACUCAUCCUGGAAUGCGCCUGAAAUGCGGUGGUUAUAGAUUUAGAAAUUCCACGGAUUUAAACUGCACCGAGCCGCUACCGUUAUUCGUAACCAUCGAGCACUUCUGUAAUGCCUGGUUCACCUUUGAAUUAACUGUUAGACUGAUUGUUGCACCCAACGUAAUACAAUUUAUGAAAUCGCCGGUGAACGUAAUAGAUUUUGUAGCAACGUUAAGUUUUUACGUAGAUAUGAGUUUAAACGUGGAUGGUAAAUCGGAACUAUUGGAGUUCUUUAGCAUAAUCAGAAUACUCAGACUGUUCAAGCUAACGCGACAUUCGCCUGGAUUGAAGAUACUAAUACACACCUUCAAGGCGUCCGCGAAGGAGCUCACGUUGCUCGUCUUCUUUCUCGUGCUGGGAAUUGUCGUUUUCGCUAGUCUAGUUUACUACGCCGAGAAAUUGCAGAACAACCCGCAUAAUAGCUUCAAGAGCAUACCUGAAGGACUAUGGUGGGCGAUAGUAACGAUGACAACGGUCGGAUACGGUGACAUGGCCCCGAAAACUUAUGCGGGAAUGUUUGUUGGGGCAUUGUGCGCCCUUGCCGGUGUCCUUACAAUCGCACUUCCGGUUCCUGUGAUAGUUUCAAAUUUUUCUAUGUUUUACUCACAUACUCAGGCUAGAUCUAAACUGCCAAAGAAACGUAGGAGGGUACUGCCGGUAGAGCAAAUCAGAAGGAAAAAGGUAGACGCGUGUGCAAAUAGAAGGAUGAAUGCUAUUAAACACCACCACCCUGCAAUUUUCAAAGAUGCCUUCGGGAACGCGAAAAUUGGUAACGCCAAUGGAGUGAACGUAAUCGGUCUAGCUCUGCAGGGACCUUCAAUGCCCAGCAUUGCAGUUUUACAUCACAGCGGUCCCUACAACGCCUCAUCACGAUCAGGCGAUGGCGAGAUAAAGUCCAAACCGGGAGGUCUGGACGUUUUGCCGCUACAACCCCGCUUCCUUCCUCAGCUGUGCAUGGAAACGUCCUCGCGCGAGACGAAGUCCGAGCCACGCGACUCGAUCGGAAAGUCGCUAAUCGAGACGCCCGAAAUCGGAAUAACAAGCGCAUCGGCGCUCGCCAUCGGCAGCUCGACGGAGGUGCUGGUUAGCAUUCUCGAGAAUCAAGCCGGAUUUCGACGAAAUUCGUUUUUGAGCGUCAACUCGCAAAGUCCAAUCUCGUUAAAGCAGCGACCGAGCCCGAUCAAGAAUUUAAAGGAGGUGAUUAAGGAAACCGAACUGAACGACGGCAGCGGUGAUGAUAACGAUGGGAAAUCGCCCGACUUCGAACUUAUUAAAAGUCCCAGCACCGAAUUAACGGAUCCUUCCGACCAAACUACCCCAACCGAAACUUCCAAAGGUUUAAGUUGUCACAGUUUUGGUAGCGUCACGUAUUUGUAAUCGCGCUAGUCAAUUUUAAAUCGAUCAAUUUCACCACGUCAAUUUUUAUGCGCAACCUUUGUUAUUAUAAUUUCCAUUAAUUUGUCCCUUAUGUGCAGUUUGAGCUUUUAAGGAUAUCUGAUUCAUAGAUUUUUGCAGUGACAUAUUUUUAGAUGAAUGUGUCCUUCUGUUUGUGCUAGCUUUAAUUAAAAUUCAAGAUUGUAGUAGAUAUAAGCGUACUUUGGAAGUUACUAGGGAAGGUCUAUUUUGGUAGUGUUACAAUGAAAUUGCAAGAUUCUUUGGGUACGUUAGGGGACGGACUGAAUCCCUAAAAUAAAUUUUUUUAACAUUACAUCGCGACUUACUACCCCAGCCUUAAUUGUGGCAAAUUGAAGCCGGUGUCUGUUUAGUGGACAUCAAGUAAUCAAGUACAUUAAGUUCAUGAUGAAAUCUGUUAAUUUACUUAACUUUCAGCCCUAUGGUUAAACCGUAGGCACUUGACCAUUAUGAUUACCGAAUGUAGGCACCCAUUAAAAAUUACAUUUAAAUCAAAACACUAUAAUAAAACGAGGCGUUAAUAUAUCUAGAAGGUGAGCAAAAAUUGGUACUAUAAGCUCACUGCAUAUUAAUAUAUUUUUGUAAUAAUGUAAAUUUAUGAUCAAAUAAAAGGAUUUUAAGACUUC